ACAUUUUUAUGAACUGGUAAAAAGUAGGUCAUUUUGGUAUGCAUCGCUAUUUUUUCAUAAGAACAUAAUAAUUAAUCUUACAAAAAUAUUUCAACAAUAAUAUAAAUUUUACAAAUAUGAAAUUAUUAUGAUACGGUUUCUAGUGAAAAUAUUACUUGAAUUUUCUUCGAACUAAUUGAAGGUAAAGCUUUUUACCUUUGAAUAAUAAAAAAGGGAGGGGGUAUUAUGAGCACAGUUUGUAAAGUUGCGUGAAGCGCGCGCCACGCAAUGAAAACAUCGCUGGGUCAAGUCAUUUUACCAUACUAAAAUGUUCAAUGUUUGUUGUUCAGUGUUCACUGCAACCGAUGUAAGCUCGAUCGUCGUGUCAGGUCAUAAAUAAAGACAAAACAUGUGCUUCGUAGCGCGCAGUCGUUCGUUAUUGGACUAGCUGAUGCGCGAGUGCUGAGAACUGAGCAGGAUCAACUGACAGACGACUGUUAUCAAGUGUUUACUGUGUUGUCAGUGAGAGUUAAGUUUAGUGAAAUUUAAAGUACAUUCAAUUGUGAUUUUAAUAAUGGCUACGGUAAGAGAUCUGACAGUCUCGAGAAAAGCUCUUGCAGCUUCGCUGGGUGAAAUUAAUACAAAAAAGUAUUUUGAAAAAAUGAAGCUAUGGUUUCAAAUGAAAAGUACCAAAGAGGAAUUUGACUUCUCAGUCAGAAGUAUGAUGAACGAUGAACAGGUGCAUUUACACAAUGAAUUUUUACUCAGCUUAUUCCAUAAAGUUCGAGGGUUAGUUGUGUCUACACCUACCAGACCACUGAAAGUUAAUCACAAUACUCAUAACAAUUCGCAAGAUACAAAAGAAAAGGUGUUUUUGAAACGAAAGUAUAGAUCUGAUGAUUCAAUCUUUGAGCCAGCUGAUAUUUAUAGUGAUGUGCUUAGCCAAGCAACCUCUCCUGUUGGCGAUGAACCCAUUGGUGCUAAUCGCUCCAGUGCCCAGGAAUUGGUAUUACCCGAUCAUACUUUUGUUCUUGCCAGGCUGAUGGUAGCAGCGUGGGAAAAUAAUAUGGACGGUGCUGAAGAUAAUACAGCUUACAUUAUUAUUGCUGCUACUCAGAUAUUUUUGAAAAACAUUUUAACGGCUAUAAUAUCGAGGAGAAAAGGUUUUAGUGUCAAGGAUGGAUCAUUUAUUCAUAAUCUUGGAGAAUCAGUUCCUAGUAUUUGGAAAAGAAACACUUUUACAAUAUUUCAAGAAGCUAAAUACUCAUCUCCAGCAAUAGUUAUGGAUCCAAUUGGUCAAAUGCCAAAUCCAAAAAUGGAUAUUGAAGAUGCAGAACAAGAAGCAGCAUUUGCUUUGGCGUGUUCGAAACAAACUUUAGUUCCUCAUCCACCACCAAUCUGCAUAUCAGAUGUGCUAAAUACUUUACAAAUUCAUAAAAAUCUCAUAAAAAAUCACACUCUUUAUGCAACAAAUAUGGAAAGGUUAUUUACUUAUAGUUCACAUUAACUAGAAAAAAUGUAUAAGAUAUAAAUAAUUAAGAUGCUACUUGUUCUCUUGUUCUAAGAACCAAAUUAAAAAUUAAGUUAGAAUUAUAUUACCAUAUUUUAUUAAAUUAAUAUUUAUGAUACAUUCAUUUAUGAAUAA
Messenger RNA from Trichogramma pretiosum, 1624 nucleotides. RefSeq names its product transcriptional adapter 1-like. Gene Ontology annotation, biological process: regulation of transcription by RNA polymerase II. Bases 554 to 1486 code for a protein of 310 amino acids. The transcript has a single exon. NCBI's taxonomy places the organism in Eukaryota, Metazoa, Arthropoda, Insecta, Hymenoptera, Trichogrammatidae. Gene Ontology annotation, cellular component: SAGA complex. Gene Ontology annotation, molecular function: transcription coactivator activity. The record is from RefSeq and is a predicted model, not a curated record.